AUGGCUCGUACCAAGCAAACCGCCCGCAAGUCGACCGGAGGAAAGGCUCCAAGAAAGCAGCUCGCCACCAAGGCCGCUCGCAAAUCGGCCCCAUCGACCGGUGGAGUGAAGAAGCCGCAUCGUUAUCGUCCGGGAACCGUUGCUCUUCGUGAGAUUCGUCGUUACCAAAAGUCCACCGAGCUUCUCAUCCGCAAGCUCCCAUUCCAACGUCUCGUUCGUGAAAUCGCCCAGGACUUCAAAACUGAUCUCCGCUUCCAAUCCGCUGCUAUUGGCGCACUUCAGGAAGCCUCGGAGGCCUACCUCGUCGGACUUUUCGAAGACACCAAUUUGUGCGCCAUUCACGCCAAGCGUGUCACCAUCAUGCCAAAGGACAUACAAUUGGCUCGCCGCAUUCGCGGAGAACGCGCUUAA
This is a messenger RNA of Caenorhabditis bovis, 411 nucleotides long. Lineage: Eukaryota; Metazoa; Nematoda; Chromadorea; Rhabditida; Rhabditidae. The record is from the annotation of a GenBank genome assembly.